AUGAGGAACUCCGGGUGCAAGUUCGUGCACGUGUCGCGGAACCCAAAGGACAUGUUGGUGUCGAUGUGGCAUUUCUACAACAAGAUUGUAAGACUCAACCCAACGAUGCCUGCUGCCUUGUUCCCGAUGGAGGGAGCAGUGGAGAGCUUCUGCAAUGGGGUUCUGCCUUUCGGGCCCUUUUACGAACACGUGGUGGGCUACUGGGAAGAGAGCAAGAAGCGGCCGGACAAGGUGUUGUUUCUCAAGUACGAGGAGCUGCGUCGAAACCCCAAAGAGCAAGUGAGGAAGCUGGCUUCAUUUCUGGGGAAGCCGUUUUGCACAACGACGGCGACCGAUGGAGAUGAUGAUGAUGAGGUGGUGGUUUAG
Molecule: messenger RNA, 366 nt
Organism: Linum trigynum
Lineage: Eukaryota; Viridiplantae; Streptophyta; Magnoliopsida; Malpighiales; Linaceae
Source: the annotation of a GenBank genome assembly